UUUGGUUAGCUAACCCGAAGCAGCAUCGUUACGUCAGACAUCUUCACCAGACCGAACAAUAGCGCUGACUCCUCCCGUGGUGGCGCGAAAGGGUAGGAUAUGGCUUCCGACAUGGAUAAACUCGACCCGGAGAAGCUUCAGGUUGACUCCCGACUGGGGACCGGGCCGAAUAGAGAAAGAUUACACGAUUCUCCUAGUUUAACUCAGAUGCGUUCUUUGUCCAUUGCCCGCGUACGGUCCAACAAUGGCCACGGAUGCGCCGACUUGGAUGAUGGCGACGACUCAACCGAUGAUACAGUUACACCUGAUCACCCUCAGGUCGAAAAGGACCCAUUCGAGGUAACAUGGGAGAGUGAAACGGAUCCAUUAUGUCCUAAGAGCAUGAGUAUUGUUCGAAAGUGGCUUGUUGUGAUAACUGUUGGCAUGGGAAGUCUAUGUGUGACGUGUACGAGUUCCAUUUAUGCGUCAACAUAUUCUCAGAUGAACCCCGAGUUCCAUAUAUCGAGCAUCGUUGGCACUCUCGGUCUAUCGCUUUUUGUGCUAGGCAUUGCUCUUGGCCCGCUACUCAUGAGUCCCCUGAGUGAAUUCGUUGGACGACGACCGAUUUAUCUCAUUUCCUGGGCUCUAUUCCUAAUAUGGUUGAUACCAAGCGCAGUCUCUCGCAACGCCGCGACCAUGAUGGUAGCACGAUUUAUCGAUGGAUUCGGUGGCAGUUCGUUUCUCAGCGUCGCGGGUGGGACUGUCAGUGACAUAUUUAAUCGAGACCAAAUCCAAGCACCAAUGGUCAUAAUAGCGUUGAGCCCCUUUGUUGGCCCUAGUCUAGGUCCUUUACUCGGCGGUUUCAUCAACUACUACUCAUCCUGGAGAUGGACUUAUUACGCGAUGCUCAUCUGGUCUGUCGUUGAGUUUGCCAUGAUAAUAUUCUUCGCGCCCGAGACAUACCACCCAAUCAAGCUCCGCGAAAAAGCCCGAAAGCUGAGAAAGGAGACGGGGGAUGAACGUUGGAAGGCACCUAUGGAAAAAUCCAAUAAGUCUGUUGGGGCGACUAUUGGAAACUCCCUGCUACGCCCCUUUCAGCUGCUUAUAUUUGAGCCCAUGUGCCUACUACUCUGCCUAUUCUCCGCCAUCUUGCUCGGUGUCCUCUACUUGUUCUUUGGAGCAUUCAGCCUAGUCUUCGGAGGUACCUAUGGUUUCAACCUUUGGCAGUCUGGCUUGAGCUUCCUUGGUAUUUUCACUGGCAUGAUCAUCUGUUCUGCGAUCGACCCCAUCUGGCGUAUCAAAUAUCUUCAACUUUUGGAACAAAACAAUGGGCGUCCCGAGCCCGAGUUUAGGUUACCAUCUGCGAUUGCUGGUGCAUUCCUUGUUCCUAUUGGCCUAUUCAUCUUUGCAUGGACCGCCUACCCAUGGGUUCACUGGAUAGUACCAAUCAUUGGAUCGGGCAUUUUUGGCUGCGGCACGCUAAUGGUUUUCACUGGAAUAUUCACUUUCCUCGUGGACGCGUAUCCGUUGUAUGCUGCUUCAGCACUCGCUGCGAACAGUUUCGUUAGAUGUACCUUUGCUGCUGCAUUCCCUCUUUUCGGAAUUCAGAUGUACCAAAAACUUGGUUACCAAUGGGGAUCUAGUUUGCUCGCCUUUCUUACGGUGGCGAUGAUGCCGUUCCCGUACUUGUUUUUCCGAUACGGAAAACAAAUCCGCAAAAACAGCAGAUUUGCUACACAUUCGUAACCUGAUAUAUUUAUAUUAAAUUGAUCUAGGACUUUUGUUGGUAUGUGGCUUAAUGUCUGAUACCCCUUGCCACAGCCCAGAGCUAGAUCACAUUACUUUCUUACAGCCAGGGUAUCGCCAGACGCUCACCCUGCU
Molecule: messenger RNA, 1860 nt
Organism: Annulohypoxylon maeteangense
Lineage: Eukaryota; Fungi; Ascomycota; Sordariomycetes; Xylariales; Hypoxylaceae
Product: putative bicyclomycin resistance protein
Exons: 8
Coding region: 100-1725 (541 amino acids)
Biological process (GO): transmembrane transport
Cellular component (GO): membrane
Molecular function (GO): transmembrane transporter activity
Source: RefSeq, a predicted model, not a curated record